AUGGUCAAAGCGUACAAGAGCCAUCUGUGUCUUCUAAAAGAGCAGGGGAUCCUAAUUGUGGGCAUGGUUACCAUGGAGCAGGCAGCCGUCCUGUUCUUAUUGCCUCUUAUAGGGAAGCCGGUCAGCCUGAGCUACAGAUGCCCUUGCCGAUUCUUCGAGAGCCAUGUUGCAAGAGCCAACGUCAAGCAUCUCAAAAUCCUCAACACUCCAAACUGUGCCCUUCAGAUUGUGGCCAAGCUGAAGAACAACAACAGACAAGUGUGCAUCGACCCGAAACUGAAGUGGAUUCAGGAAUACCUGGAGAAAGCUUUAAACAAGGUUCACCGCACUGGAAUCAGUCCACACCUGCCUCUACUUCUACCUCAGCGAAGCUCAGACACCAACUAG
Myotis davidii is the source of this 387-nucleotide messenger RNA. It is a transcript of the gene CXCL12, whose product is annotated as chemokine (C-X-C motif) ligand 12. The transcript is spliced from 4 exons. Gene Ontology annotation, cellular component: external side of plasma membrane; extracellular region. NCBI's taxonomy places the organism in Eukaryota, Metazoa, Chordata, Mammalia, Chiroptera, Vespertilionidae. Gene Ontology annotation, molecular function: CXCR chemokine receptor binding; chemokine activity. Bases 1 to 387 code for a protein of 128 amino acids. The record is from RefSeq and is a predicted model, not a curated record. Gene Ontology annotation, biological process: positive regulation of cell migration; immune response; cell chemotaxis.